Messenger RNA from Ziziphus jujuba (common jujube), 2516 nucleotides. RefSeq names its product FCS-Like Zinc finger 8. The transcript has 3 exons. The record is from RefSeq and is a predicted model, not a curated record. Bases 1234 to 2193 code for a protein of 319 amino acids. NCBI's taxonomy places the organism in Eukaryota, Viridiplantae, Streptophyta, Magnoliopsida, Rosales, Rhamnaceae.
UAGAGGCUCUGAAAAAAUUUUCAGAGAGAGAAAGAAAAAGAAAAUGAACGUGAAAAACUUGUAAAAGUGGAAAGUGGUGGUGGUUUUAUCAAACCCACUGAUUCCCAUGCACACGCGUCUUUAUAAGCAUCCACCAACCCCUCAAUCCCACGAGCUUUGUUUUUUUUUUUUUUUUUUUCUUUUUUCUUUUAUAGUUCUCUCUCUCCCUGUUUUGCCUCUCCUUUCUCUGUCAUUCUCUGCAACUCCAUAUCGGUUUUUUUCAGAAUGAUGAUAGGAAAAUGAAUUAGUGGAGAAGGAAAAAAAAAAAAGAAAAAAAAAGCAAGAGUAAAAAGAUAAAACCCACUAAGGAAAAAGAGAGAGAGAGAGAGAGAGAGAGAGACACACACACACACACAAAGCCAUAGAGAAAAACACUGAUCAAUCUUUACCGGUCGUUUUUUGUUCUUUCAUUACUGGGUUUUGUUUAUUUUUAUUUUUGUUAGGCUAGGAUUUAACAUUGUAUUUUCUUUUUUCUUUUUCUUUUUUUGGGUUUUAUUGAUAAUCUAUAUAUAUAUAUAUGUAGUUAGAUGUUGUCUGCUAGCUUUGUAAAUGCCUGAAUGGAAACAAAUUAAUUUUUGCUGAGGUUUAUCAUUAAAAGAACAAAAAAAAGGAGAUAAAGGAGGAGAAAAAUAAGGAGGAAAAAAAAAAAAGGAAAAGCUGAUCAAAAACCAAAGAAAGGAACAAAAAUACAAACUUUCUUUUGUUUUUCUGGUGUGUUCUCUCUGAUGCAUGCACGUCUUGUCCUUUGAUCAUGACUGGUGAGGUUCGCUUUGCAUGUCUAUUCUGGGAAGAGUGAUUCUUUCUUCCUGAAAGAAUUUAAGAGGAUAAAUAGAAGGGCGAGAAAGUCGGGGAAAAAGUGAGCUCUGUAAUUUUCUUUUUAUUUUUCUUUCUUUCUUCUUGGUCUUUUAGAAAUGGAGGUCACUGAGUUCUAGCCAAAAAAGAGAGAGAUUUAUGGAACUUUAUUUGGGAUUUUUGGUUUCUCUGUAUUUUUGAAAUGGUGGGUUUAACUGUACUUCCAUCUUUCCAUCCACCUUUCUCUAAAAUUCAAAAAGAAAAAAAAAAAACUUCAAAAAUCUCAAUUUUAUUCAACUAAUUGUGGAAGUUAAACGGUGAGAAUCGAUGGCGGUUUCAGGGUGAAAAAAAAUCCCCUUUUUUCUGAAAGUCUGUAGCUUUUCUCUCUUUUGUUUUCGAGUUAUGCUGAGGAAGAGAUCUAGAGCAACUACAAGUAAGCAAGCUCUAAUGGCAGAUUUUAGCACUCUACCUUCUCCAACAGAGAAAUACAGAAAACCCAUUUCUUCUUUUUUCAGUUCUCCAAGGUUGUUCACCGGUUUCACUUCCAAAGGUUUCUCUGAAACUGAGGCUGUAAUGAGCCCAACUUCCAUACUCGAUAGCAAACCAUUUUCGGGUCUGAGAAACCCAUUUUGGUCCGAAACAAACACCCCCAAAACUCCAGAGCCAGAAACCAGACGCUAUUGGGACAAAUUAGAUUAUAAAGGUAUCGGUCUUGGCAUUGUUGAUGCUCUCAAUGAAGAAAAAUCUGAUCAGAAACCAUCCAAACCUGAAAGCCGAAUGGUUCUAUUUGGUUCCCAGCUUAAGAUUCAAAUACCUCCUUUGCCACCUUCUGUUCUUUCACUAUCUGAAUCCCCCAAAUCACCAGCCGAAUUUGGCAUCAAGACAAGGAAUUCUCAAUUGGGUUCUUCAUCCUCUGGUUUAUCACCUCAGGGAAAGAAAUCAGCAUUUGGAUCUUCGAACUCUGGCCUUGAAACUCCAAGCUCUCCAAGGGUUUUCACUGGUUCUCUCUCUGCUAGUGAAAUGGAGCUUUCUGAGGACUAUACCUGUGUAAUAACCCAUGGUCCUAACCCAAAAACCACUCAUAUUUUUGAUAAUUGCAUUGUGGAAAGCUGCUGUGGUGUUGUGGGAUUCUCUACAGGCAGGAAAGAUAAUGGUUUUGUCUCUCAAAGCUCAAGCUUUCCUUCUGAGAGUUUCCUCAGCUUCUGCUUCACAUGCAAGAAGAACCUUGGGCAAGGAAAGGAUAUUUACAUGUACAGGGGUGAGAAAGCAUUUUGCAGCUGUGAGUGCCGUUACAAGGAGAUCUUGUUGGAAGAAGGAAUGGACAAACUGGAAUCUGAUGGUGUUUAUGGGGAUUGUUCCUGAUAGAUAUGGUUACGGAAAAAGAACUUCAAUAUGGAUUUUUGCCUAAAAAAGAGCCCUACUUUUUAAAGGAUAGUCUUUGUAUCAUCAUUUUAUACAUCAAAGUGAAAGACAGAUUACAAAGACAAAGAUGGUACUCUGGAUUUCUGGAAAACUGAACCUGAUAUCCUUCUCUCUCUUUUUUGGUUUUUCUUUACAUAUAUAUUUUUAUAACCUUUGGCUUUUACUUUCUGCUACUCCCUCUUUGUAGAGAUAGAGGGAUUAAAAAGUCUGAGAUAAUAUUGUAGCGAAUGAUUUUGUUGAAUUGAUAAUUAGGUGAUUGUUGA